Molecule: messenger RNA, 1536 nt
Organism: Aspergillus brunneoviolaceus CBS 621.78
Lineage: Eukaryota; Fungi; Ascomycota; Eurotiomycetes; Eurotiales; Aspergillaceae
Exons: 3
Coding region: 116-1225 (369 amino acids)
Source: RefSeq, a predicted model, not a curated record
ACUCAAUCAAUGAUGUUGUGAUUGUCACAUUUCACUUAAACAUAUACCCAGUCAUUCAUUUUACCCAAAUCCAAUCUCUUCAUCCAACUAUAAACCUUUUGCCAAUACAUCCACCAUGGUCCUCACUGCGAGAGGGAAGGAGAUGAUAUGCAUCGUGUCGGUGCUGGUCGGUCUCUCCUUUAUUGCAGUCAUACUGCGUGCGUUCGCCAGACUGAAGCGACGAGUACGCUUUGGCGUUGACGACUAUCUUUCCUUUGCGUCAAUUAUACUCCUCCUCGGCAUGCUGAUCGAACUGGGGCUCUGGGUGACCAUCGGAGGCAACGGAGCCCACCAAAACAGCCUGAAUGUUGACACCAUGAUGAACUUCUACAAGAUCUUCCUGGCCAACCAAUUCACCUACUUCCUCCUCUGCCCGGCCAUCAAAAUCUCGAUCAUCUGUUUCUACCGCCGGGUCUUCACAACCAAGCCCUUCCAAUGGAUCACCCUGGGGAUCAACAUCCUGAUCACCCUGUGGGGGAUCGCCAUCUUCCUGGCCUGCGCGCUGCAGUGCCGGCCGCUGCGCGCCUACUGGGACCACAGCGUAGCCGGGCAAUGCCUGGACGGGAUGACGCUGAUCAUCACGAACCAGGCGUUCAACGUGCUGAUGGACUUUGUGAUCUUGGUGCUUCCGAUCCCGAUGAUCUGGGGGCUACACCGCGCCUGGCAGGACAAGCUGGCGCUGAACGGGGUGUUCGCGCUGGGCGCCUUCGUCUGCUUCGCCAGCAUCUACCGGAUCGUCGUCCUCUUCUGGAUCGACAACGCCGACACCACCUACACCGUCUACCAAGCCACGCUGUGGACCCACGUCGAGCCCUCCAUCGGGCUCAUCUGCUCGUGUCUGCCCAUCAUCCGCGGCCUGUUCCCGCGCUUCAAGGUCCCCAGCCACCGCCGCUACCGCUCCGCCCCUUACUACAUCCCCACCGACGUCAGCACCUCGCAGUUCGUCGUCUCCACCGGCGCCAAGUCAUCCCCUAGCGGUGCUGCUGCGGCGGCGGCGGCGGCAGCCUCCGACUUCUACAAAAUGGAAGAAGGCCUCGGCUCGCGCUCCACCUCGACCGACGAGCGCGACGGCUCAACCUCGUCCAUCUUCGCGCCGAACCACUACAACCACCACCACCACCCCAUGGACAUUACCGUGCGCACGGAUAUCAAGAUCAGCGAGGAUAGCUCGAACGGUCGUGCAUAAGAGACCUUGCAGACUUCGCUAGAACCUCAACCCAGCAACCUCGGCUAAAACUUUCAACGAACCAGUCAGCACCCAGGCGCAACACCCGAGACAGAAACGGCAUCACUGAUCACGCAUGGGUUACCGCGCCAUCUGCCCUCAUGGCGUCAGUGUCGAGAUGUCAAUCCCAUCACGAAAAUCCACAUAUAAGGCUGAACCGUGUUACCCGGUUCGCGUCGCCAGGGGUCUGAAACACCUUGCAUCCAAUCAGCUCCCGCGCUGCGUCGAGAUGUCAACCGAUCACGAAAAUCCACCCCUAGGGCUGAAGCUCC